Messenger RNA from Panicum virgatum (switchgrass), 1855 nucleotides. RefSeq names its product exonuclease mut-7 homolog. Gene Ontology annotation, biological process: nucleobase-containing compound metabolic process. The record is from RefSeq and is a predicted model, not a curated record. The transcript has 8 exons. Gene Ontology annotation, molecular function: nucleic acid binding; 3'-5' exonuclease activity. Lineage: Eukaryota; Viridiplantae; Streptophyta; Magnoliopsida; Poales; Poaceae. The coding region runs from base 46 to 1557 and encodes 503 amino acids.
GUGGAGUCGUCGUGCAUCGUGCUCCCCCUUUCUCCUGCCGCACCGAUGGACCCCGCGCCGGCGCCCCCGCCCCCAUUCGCAGUGCGCCUCGUCACCGGCGGCGGGUCCUCGCCGGAGCUUGCCCUCCUCCUCCGCUCCCUUUCCGCCGCCCGCGUCGUCGCCCUCGACGCCGAGUGGAAGCCGCGCCGCCGGGGCAGCCCCGCCGCGGCCGGCACUGGCGGCGGCUCCUCCCCGGCGAGUGCGCCGGCGCCAGCGCCGCCGCAGUUCCCCACGGUCACCCUCCUCCAGGUAGCCUGCCGCGGCGGCGACGGAGGCGAGGACGAGCGGGAGCGCUGCGAGGUGUUCGUCGUCGACCUCCUCGCCGUGCCGCUCGCCGACCUGUGGGCGCCGCUGCGGGAGCUGUUCGAGCGGCCCGGCGUUCUCAAGCUCGGGUUCAGGUUCAAGCAGGACCUGGUGUACCUCUCCGCCACCUUCGCCGCCGCCCUGGGGGGCGACGCCGGAUUCGAUAGGGUGGAGCCGUUCUUGGAUGUCACCAACAUUUAUUACUACCUCAAGGGCCAUGACAGGCAGAAGAAGCUUCCAAAGGAGACCAAGAGUUUGGCAACAAUUUGUGAGGAGCUGCUCAGUGUUUCUUUAUCAAAGGAACUCCAGUGUAGUGAUUGGUCAUACCGCCCCUUGAGUGAAGGUCAAAUACAAUAUGCUGCAUCAGAUGCCUACUACUUGCUAGACAUAUUUGAUCUGUUCCUACAAAAGAUCACAACAGAAGGAAAAUGUUCAUCUACAAUGGAACUAAAUUCAGAUAGGCAUUGCUCAUCAACAGUGAUAGAAUGCUCAUCUUCUGGAUAUGACAUCUGCUCUGGUGGUUAUUCGAUGUCCAUAGUAACUAAGUACAGUGAGAAGAUCUUGUUGGCGGAAUCUGAUACAAAACCACGUUCCUCAAGACGAAAGGAAAAACCAAAGCUUGCUACUAAUGUUAAAUGCAAGGAUAAGGUGGAUUGCAGUACUGAAUGGCAGGGCCCCCCUCCAUGGGAUCCUUCCAUUGGUGGGGAUGGGUAUCCAAAGUUCUUGUGUGAUGUGAUGAUUGAGGGCCUAGCUAAGCAUUUGCGUUGUGUUGGAAUAGAUGCUGCCAUUCUGUCUUCAAAGAAACCUGAACCAAGGGAGCUAUUAAAUCAAACAUACAAGGAAGGAAGAAUAUUACUAACACGGGAUGUCAAACUCUUGAAAUAUCAGUAUUUAGCGAGUAACCAGGUAUACAGAGUGAAAAGCCUUCUCAAACAUGAUCAACUAGCUGAGGUAAUUGACAUGUUCCAGUUAAAGAUCUCUGAGGACCAACUUAUGUCGAGGUGUACAAAGUGUAAUGGUAGUUUUAUUCAGAAACCACUCACCCUUGAGGAAGCUGUUGAAGCCUCAAAAGGUUUCCAGGUUAUUCCCUCGUGUUUGUUCAACCGAAAUCUUGAGUUCUGGAAGUGCACUGAUUGCAAUCAACUCUACUGGGAGGGCACUCAAUACCACAAUGCAGUUCAAAAGUUUUUGUCUGUCUGCAACAUCAGUGACUAAGCAGUGUGGUCUUAUUUUGUCUGUAAGCUACUGAGAUUCCAUCGAGAGAAAACUGGAUAAUCAUCUGAAUAUGAUCUUUGGCAUCCGAUUGCGAGCGAUCAAGCAGACCUCCGAUUUUAGUGGUUUGCUGUUUGCCCCGAGUUGUUGUAAAUAGCCAAACAUGCUUCAGUUACUGGAACUAUUUUGAAACGCUUCUUUUGUUUUAUACAGAAAUAGAGACAAACGAUGGAAUGCCCAGCACAGUAUCUCUGUACAAUUGCUAUACUUUGCCAGUCUGAUCCGACAUAUACAACGCUAA